AUGCCACUGGCCGGCGCCACUGGCGACGCCUCACUGCUCCCCUUAUCGCCAGAGGCCGAUGACCGGAUCGACACAGGCAUGUCCACGAGAAGGGGUGGCGUAACAGGAACAGGAGGAGGAGGAGGAGGAGGAGGAGGAGGAGGAGGAGGAGGAGGAGGAGGAGGAGGAGGAGGAGGAGGAGGUGGAACAUCCUCAACGUCCUCGUCAGCAGGCUCGUCGACCUCUGCGAGCAGCGGGAACGUUGCCGUCGAGAUGUCCGUCGGCGGGUGUGCUUCCAAGCCUUUGGCUCCAACUUCCCACCGCGCUGCUGCUCGGGGAUCAUGA
This is a messenger RNA of Closterium sp. Naga37s-1, 324 nucleotides long. Lineage: Eukaryota; Viridiplantae; Streptophyta; Zygnematophyceae; Desmidiales; Closteriaceae. The record is from the annotation of a GenBank genome assembly.